Fusarium oxysporum Fo47 is the source of this 2833-nucleotide messenger RNA. Its product is annotated as magnesium transporter NIPA-domain-containing protein. The coding region runs from base 425 to 2593 and encodes 722 amino acids. Gene Ontology annotation, biological process: magnesium ion transport. Gene Ontology annotation, molecular function: magnesium ion transmembrane transporter activity. Gene Ontology annotation, cellular component: membrane. The record is from RefSeq and is a predicted model, not a curated record. NCBI's taxonomy places the organism in Eukaryota, Fungi, Ascomycota, Sordariomycetes, Hypocreales, Nectriaceae. The transcript is spliced from 2 exons.
CGUGGACAUACAUCACCUAGAUUACCAACUUGACUCUCGCAAGGCAAGCUUCUGUCUUGUCUUUUUGAGACAUUACUCUUUUGUUUCUUGGUGAAUUCUCCCUAAAAAAACCCAUCGCCAUCAUCAUCGACAAUUCAUCAUCUUCUCCGUCUGCGACGGCUGGCCAUGUACUGCACAACGCAGCUUGAUACUGACCAUCCGCUGCCCCCAUGAUACUCUUAAUUACUUACUACCAAACUGACACUAUCGAUUCUUCCACCACGACGUUGAUCGCGCUUUAUCCGUCCAAGCUCAGUCAUCUUAUUGUCCGUUCCCGGUGACCGAUCCUCCGAAUUUUCCAACGUUUGUCUGAUUAUCGCGCCUUAAUUUUUGCUAUCGACCGUCGCGAAUUUAUCCAAAACCUGUCGUGCUCCUCUCCCGCCAGAUGAUGCGGCUGGCCAAUGUCGAAUCGCCAUGGCCAUCAAUGGUGGUCGAUUCUUGGGCGCAAGACGCCUCCAAUAACUCCUCUCAUCACGGCCAUUCCGGCAAACCCGGUGACAAAAUACAAGAGUGGUCCUCACUUAUCGGUAUCGUCACAGCCAUUGUAGGCAAUGUACUUAUCGCUCUUGCGCUAAAUGUUCAGAGAUACGCACAUAUUCGACUUCACAAGCAAAGGAGUAGGAACCGGAAGAGGGCGAAAGAAGCAUUGAAGCGCCCUCACCCUGGAGAUCAUGGUGGCUCAUACGGCACCAUUGGAGGAGGUAGCGAUGGAGCUGGGUAUCAAAAUGGUCACGGAACAAUUACAGAUGAUGGAAAUCGCAUGGACGAGAGCUGUGAAACUGAUCCGCUGACCGGGUCCUUUCACUCCGAGGCAUCACAGAGCACCGAUAGCAAAGAGGAUGAUACGUCUUCAUCAUACCUCAAAUCUCCGUACUGGUGGUUGGGUCAAGUUCUUAUUACUCUUGGCGAGAUGGGCAACUUUCUCGCAUAUGGCUUCGCCCCCGCUUCGAUUGUCUCUCCUCUUGGAGUUGUCGCCUUGAUAUCGAACUGCAUCAUUGCGCCUGCCAUGUUCCACGAGAAGUUCCGACAGCGCGAUUUCUGGGGUGUAGUUAUUGCUGUAGGUGGUGUUGUUACUGUUGUUCUGAGCGCAAAGCAAGAGGAGACCAAGUUGAACCCUCAUGAUGUAUGGGACGCGAUCACUACGUUGGCUUUUGAGAUCUAUCUUGCCGUGACCAUAUUUCUUAUCCUGGUCUUGAUGUGGGCAAGUCCUAGGUACGGAAGACGCACGAUUCUUAUCGACCUGGGACUUGUUGGUUUGUUUGGCGGCUACACUGCCCUUGCGACAAAAGGCGUUUCGUCGAUGUUGUCUUCCACUCUUUGGCGUGCUUUUACAACUCCUGUCACUUACGUUCUCAUCGUUAUUCUCCUUGGGACGGCAGUCAUGCAGAUUCGCUACGUCAACAAGGCGCUGCAACGUUUCGAUUCGACCCAGGUUAUCCCAAUCCAGUUUGUAAUGUUUACGCUGUGUGUGAUCAUUGGAAGCGCCGUCCUGUACCGCGAUUUCGAACGAACGAACGCUGAACAGGCGGCCAAGUUUGUUGGAGGUUGUCUCCUUACCUUCUUCGGCGUCUUUCUCAUCACUAGCGGCCGUGAGCAAAGCCAUGAUGACGACGAAGUCCUGUCUGAAGACGAUGAUUUCGAGGAUACCAUAGGCCUUGCGAACCAGGAAGGGAAUGGCACAGCGUCCUACCAAGACGGUCAGGGGUUUUCUACCCCCAAGUCACAAUCACGACGGUCCAGUCACCUGUCGGGUCUUAAUUAUCCUGAUGCACAGAGAGCCUUGAAAGCGGCGGUUACACCACAUCAGGACAACAACAAUCUCCCAUCAGCCAAGGCUUUGGGUUCUCAGAUGUCCCCAGGCCAGGAGACUAUGGCUUCUGGUUUCCCUUGGAACGAUUUCGGAGGGCCGUCAACACCACCGGGAAGGGGCGUUAGGGCGUACUCUACAGACUCUGUUGCACCACCGGGGACCGCGGGCUCAGCGGCGUUUGCCUCCCACCCAACAACACCGAUGAGAGAUGCCCUAGCUACUGAUGGCUCGCUUCUCCCACGGCCUCAAGCUAGUCCUUCGAAGCCCGGUGGUACUGGAAGCCGAUCCAGGACCUUUAUCUCCCCGUCCCCUCUAUCGUCAACAGUUACGGCUGUGGUCAAGGACGCCUUUCUGCGCGCGUCUGACGACCCGAGUGUGCGCCAGUCCUCGAUGCGUCGUAUACGUUCCACCAUCCGUGCCGGGCUGUUCUUUAAAGAAGACGAUGAGAAUGCUGAUCCCGAGAACAACUCCCGGUCGAACACGCUCCCCGCACAAUCAGCAGCGCCAGUAUCAGUGGAAAAUCUUCCUAGCGCCUUAGACGAGGCUGAGAGGCCUGCAGGCGAGGACGAUCUGGUGCGUCGGCGGUCACGUAGUGUUAGUGAUACACUAGGCGAUUUUUUUGGCGUCCGGCGCAAGAAGCGCCAUGAUGGCUAUUUCGCGAGCGACGUCGAAGAUGUGACAAUAGGAGGAGCUACCCCAGGUCAAGAUCGGACGGAUCGUCAAGGGGAUUGCCGAGAAGUAUAAUACGAGGAGCAUCUAAUAAUCAUGUUUAUGCAAACACAUACACAUUGCGACCCGGCGUUGGUUAGCACAUUACUCUUCUUACUGGCGCCGGAGUCAUUUCGUUGUCCAGGCUUCUAGCGUUGGCGUUUGGGUCUUAGAGUAGGGGGUGAUGAGAUUAGCUCAGUUUCUGGGAUAGCAUAUGUUUAGCAGCAUUUUAUUGCUUCCAUGUUUAGAAUCCAAUGGAUAAUCGCUCGCCUUGCA